Messenger RNA from Mangifera indica (mango), 1112 nucleotides. Its product is annotated as ankyrin repeat-containing protein NPR4-like. The record is from RefSeq and is a predicted model, not a curated record. The coding region runs from base 320 to 952 and encodes 210 amino acids. Lineage: Eukaryota; Viridiplantae; Streptophyta; Magnoliopsida; Sapindales; Anacardiaceae. The transcript is spliced from 2 exons.
UUGUUCGAAGAUUUACUUUGGAAAGCUUCUGAAAAACUGGAUAAGCAAGCGUACCUUGCAUAAUUUUUUAUUUCGAUUGGUAUGCAAACAUUCUCUGUCAAACUACUACUACAGCUUUUACAUAAUUUUCCUUUGCAGUACUAGGUUUAAAACGAGUUCGAGAAGCCAAGAAGAAAUUUUUAAUCUGAUAACCGAGAUCCCUGCAACUACAGCUAAUUUGCGCAAUACAGAGGAUGUUCAUGGAAACACUGUCCGGCACAUUGCAGCAAAACUGGCACGUCCCUCUAAACUCUUAUCAAUUUCUGGUGCGGCUUUACAGAUGCAAAGAGAGGUGCAAUGGUUUAAGGAGGUGGAGAAAUUAUUUGACCCUGCAAAAAUAGGCGAGAUCGAUGUGGAACGUAAUACAUUUAUGGACCAUUUCACGGUGAAUCACAAGACGUUGUCUGAGGAGGGAGAGAAAUGGAUGAAAAAUACUGCAAAUUCUUGCAUGAUUGUUAGCACGCUCGUUGCCACUGUAGUGUUUGCUGCUGCUUUUACUGUACCUGGAGGCAAUGUAGGUGAUACGGGCAUUCCAGUUUUUCUGCGGCGGGCAGAUUUCUUAGUGUUCGCCAUUUCAGAUGCACUAGCUUUGCUUUCUUCAUCCACUUCUUUAUUGAUGUUCUUGUCCAUCUUAACUGCGCGAUAUGCGCCCGAAGAUUUCCUCCUAAGGCUGCCAAAGAGGUUGAUUAUAGGUCUCGGUUCUCUCUUCUUUGCUAUCAUCACCAUGAUGGUGGCCUUUGGUGCAGCAUUGUACAUGCUACUCAAGGACAGAUGGGAAUCAAUUUACAUCCCAAUUAUCAUUCUGGGUUGUAUACCGGUACUGUUAUUUGCCAAGCAGCAAGUUCCCUUAUUCUACGAUAUGGUCCAGUCAACAUAUGGAUCCGGAGUUUUCAAGAAGAAAAAGACAUGGUGAUUCCCCAUUAAGUGGAAAUUACCCUUUUGGGCAUGUCGUUAGAAUAUUUAAUUAGCAUGAGUGCAAGAGAUGUGAAGGAUGUAAUUUAUUUGGAAUUUAUAUAAAUGUCGUGUGCAUUAAGAAAUGGUUGUGCUCUGUUCUAAAGGUCGUCUUAAUUAUU